CUGUCUAUCCGUAACACACCGGAAGAGGAGCCGGCUGAUCCGCAGUUGAUGCGACUGGAUAACAUGCUUAUUGCGGAAGGAGUGGCCGGACCGGACAAGAGCACUCCGGUAGCCCCUGAAAACGGAGCCGAUCAGACCGAUUAUCGUGCCAAAUUAGCCCAAAUUCGAAACGUAUAUCAUUCUGAAUUGGAGAAAUAUGAACAAGUGAGUGAUUUCAAAGCUUAG
This is a messenger RNA of Soboliphyme baturini, 225 nucleotides long. The record is from the annotation of a GenBank genome assembly. Lineage: Eukaryota; Metazoa; Nematoda; Enoplea; Dioctophymatida; Soboliphymatidae.